CCGGCCGCUAGCCAGCCAGCCCAUGGUGGCACCAACGUUUCCUUCCCGUGUCGCUCGCCUGUCCUUCUUACCCCCCGAAACCUUUCCUCUCACUGACCGACCCUCACCUCUCUACACGUGCUUCCUUCCUUACUCACCGAGUGAGUUUUCUCACCUGCCUCUGGAUUUAUGAGUUUCACGCACUCCAGAACACCUGUGGCUAUUUCAAGCGUCUCAGGAUUUAUGGAUUAAAAGUUUAGUUAUCAAAAGUCGGAAACGUUCAUUUUGUUUAACUCCAGGUUUUGCGGUGUCAGCCAGAUCAUAAAUGAUUCUUUCCCCAACUAGAAAGAACGAACUCACUUCGUCUGAUGAGACACAUAACGUUGUCAAAUUACAACGAGAACUAAUGGCUUCUCUUUCAUGACUUACAAGGAACAGAUAACGGUAAAACAGGUGAAAUUUGCAGCUGUUGAUUUUGUGUGAGCACUGACGACAUUCUUCUAAGAAAAAUUCCCAUAUAUGUUUAUAGCUCAAACGACAAGGAUUAAAGGUAUCCAAAAUAUGGGCGAGUGUCGUGUCUCAGACGUAUCUUCACACUAGAAGUUAGAGAGAUAUACUCUAAAAAUUCGCAGUUUUGCUCCCUUGGAAAGGUUGUAGGCAGUGGUGAGGUGUGGUGUGUUUAUCCGUUGGUGUUAUUUCAAUAUGGCGUCUGUCAAAGAGUGCGGGACUGUCGCAGGAGUGAACCCACGGCGCUUCCUGCUGCCCUUGUUGCUGCUCAUGGUCGGUCUGUUCGCCUCAGCAACAGCCCAGAACACUUCACAGAGAAGUUGUCCACUUACUCUGAAACCACCGACUACAAAUAUUGGCAGAUAAUCAAAGCCCGAUUCGGAAAGAGGGCUCACACUAUCUUCUGUAUGUUUGCCAUUCUAACUAAUCUCGUAAUUACAAUCGGAGUUCUGCUGGCCGGCAAGGCUACCAUACAGGUAAGAUUGAUAUUCCACAGCUUCCUCACGUUUAGAUCAUGGGGCGCCUUCUUAUUCGGCAUCAUUGAGAUCUUCGUGUCGUCAGCGGUGACGUACUGUGACCAGGCCUCCUGGCAAAGCAGAAUUGCAGCCAAGCCAGUGCAGGGUGUGUGGGGCUUCAUUUUGGCUGGCUUCAUCUGGUUCUCCAUCCCAAACGUGAUGGCCACAACCACGGGCAUGGCAUACCUAGCUCUCAGCUCGGACAAUGGAACGCACCUGCUCAGCGAAAACCAAAUCUUGGAAGGUCAGAGAAACAAUUUGGAACCGCACCACUGCGUCCUGUGCGGAAAGACCAGAAAAGGUUUGGCGAAGUCCACCACGAACGCGCACGGUGACCACACGAGUGAGCUGUGUUCUUGCGCUAACGCUACCAACUGCACUCAAUGCACUGAGGAUGUCGCGCGUGCGAGAGAUAGUACUCAAUAUUACCUCAAACAGCCAUACUCCUGUACAACGCACGGGAGAUUUAGGGACUACAUGGACUUCCUCUUCGACUUCAAGAACUGGUGCAUCGUGUGGGUCACCCUCUCUAUGAUCCCUCUGGGUCUUAUCGUCUUCAAGUCCGGCAUCAACCUCAACUGGAUCUUCUACUCUGGGGCUACAGUGACCAUCCCAUGCUUCCCGCCCGUUGUACUCUCCAUUGUCUGGGUCAAGGCCACCGGAACUGGCCUCAUAGCAGGUAGCCUGAGUGGACUGGUGUCCGGGGUUGUAGCAACUAUGGUGGCGGCCACGCAGUACCCUGGAGGGCUCAACCUCUUCCUGGACAACACAGUCCGGGACUACACUAUUUUGGCGGGAAAUGGCAUCGGUUUCCUGGUCUCUCUAACCGUUUGCAUCGUUGGCUCACUGCUCACUCAUAAGAUAAAAUCUCCAGCGGACGAAGAAUUUGAAUGGAUGAAGAUGUACGAUAUUGACAACCCUUUACAGCCCUGGGAACUUUUGUAUCGUGAAGACAUGAAGGGUAUGGAGUACGAAGAGCGGCCAUCGUUCGCCCAGAUGGAACAGGCGUUCCGGAAAGCCAAGCUGACCGCUUACAUCGCGGGUUCAGCAAGCAUCUUCCUCUUUGCCUUCCUCAUUCCUGGCAUCAUGGCGGCUUUCCCAGAUAUGAACCUUACUCGCUUCGGGAUGUGGCUCAACUUCACACAGACGUGGGCUGUCGUUAUGGCCAUUAUUGUGGUGGUGCUGCCGCCGACAGAGGAGAUAAUCCGAAUCGUUCGUCAGUGCAGGAAAAACAAGACUCCAUCUCAGGGGACGCUCAAAAAUGGCUGCACAAUGGGCGGUAACCAAUUCAAUAUCGUCAGGUCUCCGUCGGCCCCGGAAGCAUAUGAGCUCGUCGUCAAAGAUAGCACAGACGUCAUAGGAGCCAACAGUGAUGUACUUCCGACCGCGGUAUAAAAAUCAGGGAUUUUCCAUUGUCAUUAGGGAAGACACGCUUGGCGCGUAGAUGAUCGACAAAAUCAGAGGGGAAAAAAUCAAAACAAAACAAUGAUGUCCCCCAUCCCGCCACUUUCCAUUCAAAGUGAGCAUUUCGAUUCGUUCACAUCUGACACUCUCUCGCAAAGAAAUGGAAAGGGAGUGGGGGUGGGGUGGGUGGUGGCAGGGUAUCUGCUUUAUUGUUAACUACGAUGGAGUGUCCAGACACCACACGGAAGGAAAUUCGUUGUCUUUGUGUAAACCUUUAGUUAAAUUGUAUCUCAGGGCUCGCUAUAUAACUACAUUUCUCUCUAAGGAAAACAACGAAACCAAACCAAACCAAAAUCCUCUAAAAAACAGGAACUAUAAGACGGAUCACAUUGUUUGAAAAUCCCUUACGUCACACAAUAAUGGAUCUUUCUGUCUUCAGGAAAAUGAGAUAUAAUGCCAGCUAGGGCGUAAUAGGAUUUCAGGAUUUGCUAUUUCUGUAAUGGUCAGUUUUAUGUCAUUUACUGCAUGAUAUUCUGAUUCGAAUAUAUUAAGAACGACACACAAAAUAUGAACAUGUUCUUUGAUUAGAGGCCAAUCAUGACAACUCAUUAUUAAAACUAACACUUGGUCCUUUUAAAACAGUAGUUAUUGAAAAUAUGAGCUGAACUUCUCUCAAUUUCCAACUAGGGAAAAUGCAGAGAGAGAGGGGCUUUCAUCUAGAUGAAGUAUUAUUAUCUUAUCGUAUAUGCACUGUGUGGAAAGACACAAGAAUAAUAAACCCCUCACAAUAAGACGUGUGCAAGGAAACCACGGUAUCGUCGAAGUCUCUCUCAUGAGAUGAUAUGCUACAUUUUCACAUACAAAAUGUAUUUUGUUUUUAUGUGUGUAUCUGUCUUAAUACAAGUGGAUGAAACUGGGAUGAGUGUGCGUUUGUUCGCUUUACAAGAAUGUGUAGAGACUUGUUUGUGUGAAGAGCAACAUGAUUACAAUAUUAAUACUGUUUAGGUAUGAACAAAACAAAAGUAAAGAUGUAGUGAGUCCAAAUUUGUAAAGGUUAGAGACUAAAUAUAUGCCAAACUAUUUCAGAAUCAGACAGACAGAGAAACAGACGAGGGCGAUGCAUAGACAGAGAGGGGGAAGGGGUGGGGGUAGCGGGGAGUCGAAAAGAGAGAGGAGGAGGGAGGCAGAUAGUUUGAUAGAGAAGGUUACACAUGAGUAAAAUCACACCUGUACUCAAUAUUGAAGCGUACCUCACACAACUGAAUAAUAGGCCGUCCAUUAUAAUAUUUAAUUGGCUUCUUUUCAGAAAACGUUUUUGACCGAGUUCACCAAUUUAUUACAGAUUUUGACACUGAGCAAGUAUUAGUCUUUCAAGAUGCCAAAAACACAAAGAGCUGUUUCAUGCAUUCCAAAACCAAAGAAUACACAUAAGAAUCUUUCAAAGAUAAUAGAGGAGACCCAGUAAAAAAGAAAGAAGGAAAUGGACCACCUCGCUUGAAAGCAGAAGUGCAAGCUGCCGUUAAGAAAAUGAAACAAGGAAACGCUACAGGAUCAGAUAAUGUCCCAGUUCAGGUAUUGUAACUCUGACAGAAUUUAGUUUUGGUAUAACAACAAAGCUCUUAAAAUCUAUCUGUGAUAAUGGUAAGAUUUCAAAAGAUAUUAUGCUUUAUCUAAAAUGCCUUGUGCUACUGAGAUGCAUAGAAUAAUACGCUCUUUGAAUCAUUUAAAAGAUACAUUUAAACUACUUUAAGGGCUAAUUUUCUUUCUCUUUUUUAAAUGAGAAAAAAGUAUUUUGAAAAAGAAACACCUAAAACACAAUUUAGAUUUGUUCCUAACAAGGGUACCAGAAAUGGUAUUAACACCCUGACAAGUAGAGGGAAAGAUGUAUUUUGAAGGGCAGAAAUAUGUGUGUAUAUAUUUCAAAGAUUAUUCAAAGGCUUUUAAUAAAGUUAGUCUUGAUGAGCUGUUUUAAGUUUGGAAGAGAUAGAUCUAGAUGGAAAUGAUGUAAGGAUUAUUUCGAAUUAUUACUAGAUCCAAGACCAAAUCGCUGCUGUAAUAAUUGAGGGAGAGUGCAACGAACAUAUGCAGAUUGAAAGAGGAACGAGGCAAGGAUGCGUUAUGUCACCAAACCUGUUCAACAUAUGCAUCGAAACAGUUCUUAGACACACAAAAAUAAGUUACGAAUAUCAGAUACAUGCCUAUGAAACAGUCUUAAUUUCAGGUUCAGGUAUGGACUUUCAAUUGCUUCUAACUACUAAAGUGACGGAAAAUAAAUGUAAAGGGUUAUUGUAGAAUGCAUGGUCAUAUCGUAAACAGCAGAAAAUCAUAUUUGUAAUUUCACAAGCAAAUGUGGAACCAUCAAACAAGUUCAACAAUUUGAAUAUCUGGGAGACAUAUAUUCAAGAAUAAAUAUUACACAAAAGUAAAUGGAACAAUCCCAAUAGUCAAAGACAUUUUCAAUUUUAAAAAAUGAGCAUAAUCCUGAAAAUAGAAAUAUCUCAGUCACUACCAAAUUUUAAUUAAGAAUUCUAAAAUGUCCUGUAUAGUCAACACUUCUGUACGGCUAGGCGAAAUUAUAAAAAAAAAAAAGAAAAAAAAGGACAACGAAUACUACGAAAAAUAUUUUAU
Molecule: messenger RNA, 5033 nt
Organism: Aplysia californica (California sea hare)
Lineage: Eukaryota; Metazoa; Mollusca; Gastropoda; Aplysiida; Aplysiidae
Product: urea-proton symporter DUR3
Biological process (GO): urea transmembrane transport
Cellular component (GO): plasma membrane
Molecular function (GO): urea transmembrane transporter activity
Source: RefSeq, a predicted model, not a curated record